Messenger RNA from Brassica oleracea var. oleracea, 1265 nucleotides. RefSeq lists its product as uncharacterized. NCBI's taxonomy places the organism in Eukaryota, Viridiplantae, Streptophyta, Magnoliopsida, Brassicales, Brassicaceae. The transcript has 10 exons. Gene Ontology annotation, molecular function: protein binding. The record is from RefSeq and is a predicted model, not a curated record. The coding region runs from base 18 to 1265 and encodes 415 amino acids.
CUCGGAAUCGAUUAGCAAUGGAGAAACUACUGUGUAUAGACGGAGUUGAUCGCGUUCUUACCACACUACCAAAAGAAGUUGAGGCUAUGGAGUCACUCAAAAGAUCCUUAGGUAUUCCAGAAAGACUAGGCUGGGAGGCAGAUCCAUGUACUCCUUCCAGCUGGGAAGGAGUGACAUGUAUUACUGACCCAAUUGGUCAAGGCUUUGUAAUCUACGAAAUUGACCUUGCAGACAAAGGACUCAAAGGAUAUAUCAGUGGAAUGAUCAUGCUAUUGCAAAACUUGAAUUCCCUGAACUUGAGUUCCAAUUGUCUGAUUGGUGAAAUUUCGAGUCUAGUGAAUACGAACCUGGUUAAACUGGACCUGUCAGACAACCAUCUUAGUGGAACAAUACAUUCAAAGCUAUCUUCUGCAAGACUAGAGCUGUUGAAUCUGAGUAAAAACCAGUUCACUGGAUGGUUCCCGAAUGAGCUAUAUUCAAUUUUAUAUCGUGGGGGUAUAUUAGACGUCUCUGGAAACAAGGGUUUAUGUGGCGUUGGAAUACCAAGUCUGCCUCAGUGUUCACUGUGGACAAUGGUUCUCCAUACCAAACUUUCUAUUGGUGGUUUCCUAUGCGACAGAGCAGAUUCUCUUCGUCUAUGCGGUGUUUGUGUCAUUGUGGCCGCACUAAGGGGUACAUGGGGACAAACAAAAAGCUACUUUAUGGCUGUCAUUAUUCUCUGCUUCUGCCUUUUCUCAAUGCAGCUCUCUGCAGCUGCAUCUAAGGCGAUCUAUAAAAGACCAUGUGCUUAUGAACCUGGAAAGGCUUUGGGUUGUCACCAACUACAGCGUUCUCGUUUGUUUCUAUCAUAUGAGCGACUCGUUCGAUCUGAAAGCCUAUCUGGUUGCCAGGAUCGGAAUUCCUCUGCUACAAGCUAUGCGUUCGAUGAGUUUAAUGCACUACACUUACCUGAUGCUAGCUUUUUGCUAUCUGAAAACUUCUGUUGUGUGAAUUUAUUGUUAAUUCAAGUUCUGAAUCCUAAGUAUUCUCGCUUCCUGGCGAGGUCUAUUAAAGACACUACGAGUUCGUUCAAUAAGAAUCCGGUACAGAAAGUGGCUGCAUAUGGGAAAUCACGAGCUCGAUGUCUCGUUUACACAGGAGCACUUUAUGGAAGCUCGACAGAACAAUACAUGUUUCCUAUUCAUGACUACAAUUUUGCAUUGGAACCGCUAAACGAGACGAACCUACAGUUAAGUGUUUCCCGUGAGCAAAAAUGCGUCCAAUGA